Messenger RNA from Balaenoptera ricei (Rice's whale), 1599 nucleotides. It is a transcript of the gene VAPA, whose product is annotated as VAMP associated protein A. NCBI's taxonomy places the organism in Eukaryota, Metazoa, Chordata, Mammalia, Artiodactyla, Balaenopteridae. Gene Ontology annotation, biological process: neuron projection development. Gene Ontology annotation, cellular component: plasma membrane; endoplasmic reticulum membrane. Gene Ontology annotation, molecular function: FFAT motif binding. The transcript has 6 exons. Bases 249 to 998 code for a protein of 249 amino acids. The record is from RefSeq and is a predicted model, not a curated record.
GCCGAGGAUCGCAGUGCGCGUGGCCGCGGCGGCUGGUGUGGGGUUGAGUCAGUUGUGAGACUCGGAGCUGCGGACGGGCGGGCGGCCCAGCGAGCCGGCGACAGAGCGGCGGGCGUCGGGUUCGGGAGCCGAGCGCUGGCCCCGCGUCAAGUCGGGCCGAGCCGCGCCGCAGUCGCCGCCGCCGCCGCCGCCCCCCGCCCGCAGCCAGCGACCCGCCGCGGGCGCGCCCCCGCUCUGCGCUGUCUCCGAUGGCGUCCGCCUCCGGGGCCAUGGCGAAGCACGAGCAGAUCCUGGUCCUCGACCCGCCCACAGACCUCAAAUUCAAAGGCCCCUUCACAGAUGUAGUCACUACAAAUCUUAAGUUGCGAAAUCCAUCGGAUAGAAAGGUGUGUUUCAAAGUGAAGACUACAGCACCUCGUCGGUACUGUGUGAGGCCCAACAGUGGAAUUAUUGACCCAGGGUUGACUGUGACUGUUUCAGUAAUGCUGCAGCCUUUUGACUAUGACCCCAAUGAGAAGAGUAAACACAAGUUUAUGGUACAGACCAUCUUUGCUCCACCAAACAUUUCAGAUAUGGAAGCUGUGUGGAAAGAGGCAAAACCCGAUGAAUUGAUGGAUUCUAAAUUGAGAUGUGUAUUUGAAAUGCCCAAUGAAAAUGAUAAAUUGAACGACGUGGAACCCAGCAAAGCCGUUCCCCUGAACGCUGCGAAGCAGGACGGGCCCGUGCCAAAGCCACACAGUGUUUCCCUCAAUGAUACUGAGACGAGGAAGCUCAUGGAAGAGUGCAAGAGGCUCCAGGGAGAGAUGAUGAAGCUAUCGGAAGAAAACCGACACCUGAGAGAUGAAGGCUUAAGGCUCAGAAAGGUAGCACAUUCGGAUAAACCUGGAUCCACCUCAGCUGCAUCCUUCAGAGAUAAUGUCACCAGUCCUCUUCCUUCACUUCUUGUUGUAAUUGCAGCCAUUUUCAUUGGAUUCUUUCUAGGGAAAUUCAUCUUGUAGAGUGAAGCAUGCAGAGUGCUAUUUCUUUUUUUUUCUCUUGACCAGAAAAAGAUUUGUUUACCUACCAUCUCACUGGUAGUGUGGCCCACGGUGACCAUUCUUUGUGUGUACAGCGUCAUAUAGGCCUCGCCUGUAACAGUCUCACGGUUAGAAACACAGUAAGAGCAGAGUGUUGGGCUCCCGGACAGCGUGAACGUCACCAGACCAUCCCUCGCAGGUGUCAUUGCACAUUCAGUCCUUUAUGAAAUUCAUAAGUAAAGAAUUGUUCUUUCUUUGUGGUUUUAAUAAGAGUUCAAGAAUUGUUCAGAGUCUUGUAAAUGUUAUUUUAAUAAUCCCUUUAAAUUUUAUCUGUUGCUGUUACCUCUUGAAAUAUGAUUUAUUUAGAUUGCUAAUCCCACUCAUUCAGGAAAUGCCAAGAGGUAUUCUGUGGGGAAAUGGUGCCUCUUACAGUGUAAAUUUUCUCCUUUACCUUUGCUAAUAUCAUGGCAGAAUUUUUCUUAUCCCUUGUGAGGCAGUUGUUGACUGAGUUUUUCAUCCUUCCAACCCUGUCCCAUGGUAUUUAACACAAAAAUAAUAAAACUGUUAACAGAUUCUUGCUCGA